AUGCGUACAUUUCGUGCGCACAGAGAAUUGCCUACAGUGAAAACUGGUCGUCGUGCUGUGAACGCGGAUGAACAGAUGACGUGCUCAACAGGGUGCAUCGCUAUUUUGCUGUCCCUCUUUUCAAUCGACAUUCAGGAGGCGAAAGAUCUGCCCAGAAAAGGAAGUACUAUCAACCCCGGUAUGAAGUUCAUUGCAAGCAGCUACGGCCUACAGUACGGCAGCUACAUGAUGCAGCAGAAGGUGGACGAGUUCCUGCUCCGCUACGCGCUGCCAAAGUUAAGCAUUCACCUGUCCGGUACCGAGCUUAUGCUGUCAAACGUUACGAUCAAGAAGUUGUACCGGUCACACGGUCACUACGAUCUGCUGCCUCCGGGCUGCAUCCGUUGGGUGCUCUCUCAAAAAAAGGUCCGCAUCUCUGGACUGUGGCAGCUGCUUCGUUGCCCUUGCGUUGCACGAGGGGAUUUUAACGUCACACUGCUGGAUCUGAAGACACACAUCUGGCAAACACUGUGCGACACGACCCGUUCGUUCCUUAUGGUAGAGGCCAACAAAUUUCUGAAUGAGUUCCCGACCACGAUUUCCAUUGAUCCGAGCACAAGGAUCAACUUCGACGUUGGCUUAAUAUUUUCGGGAUAUCCAAUUGGAUGCGUGAAAACCGUUGGCACGUCAUGCAAACUGCACCCGCCUCCGUUGGCCUCGCCUUCUACAAACAACAGCAUGUACUAUUUUCUGAUCAGCGACGAAGUGUUCAACGCACUGUUCGUUCAUGGCUUCAAAAGUGACGCCCAACUGAAACCCCUCCAUAAACCGGUCAGGAAGCCUCUGCUUGGCAGCAGCUUCAAAAUCAGAAGACUGCCAGGGCUACCAGAGCUUUUACCGAUUGGUCGACUGAGUACCCCUCCAUCGGUUACAUUCGUGCAUGGUCAUGCUCUGUGGAAUGCACAGGGCACCGUCGACCUAAUUUCAGAAGGAAAACGGAAAUCAUCCGAUUCUGGUGGUGAAAUCCGAAUGAAAUUCAACUGUAACGGCAGCUUCGUGGCCAAUGCAAAGAGUAAUAAAAUAAGACCUAGUGUCAACUCCAUCGAAACCGUUCUCACGGUGCACCGGGUUCAUGCGCGAAUUCUAACAGAGGCCAAGGAUCUACCGGCCCUGAAGACGGCUAUCAGCGAUUCUCUGGAACAAGUUGUCAACUCAUUCCUCCAUCGCUACGCCCUUCCACUUCCUCUGCGCAAAAAUGACGUCCUGCAAAGACUGGUUCUCGCUUCAUUCGCGCAUCUGGAUGACAGGGAGUUUUCAGAUUGUUUGGAGAACAACGCUAUCAUGCACCUAAUAAAAUGGGGAAACUAUGUGCCGCAUAUUUGGAGGAACGACUUCUUGAGGAUCUUCAUCACGGUUUUCGCACAUUUUGCUGCCAAUAUGAGGAAAAUCCGCUUAUUUACUGAACUGGCAAAGCUGAUGAAUUGA
Messenger RNA from Soboliphyme baturini, 1464 nucleotides. Lineage: Eukaryota; Metazoa; Nematoda; Enoplea; Dioctophymatida; Soboliphymatidae. The record is from the annotation of a GenBank genome assembly.